This is a messenger RNA of Scedosporium apiospermum, 468 nucleotides long. RefSeq lists its product as uncharacterized. Bases 1 to 468 code for a protein of 155 amino acids. Gene Ontology annotation, cellular component: cytoplasm; nucleus. The transcript has 2 exons. Gene Ontology annotation, molecular function: protein tyrosine phosphatase activity. Lineage: Eukaryota; Fungi; Ascomycota; Sordariomycetes; Microascales; Microascaceae. The record is from RefSeq and is a predicted model, not a curated record.
AUGGCUACCACCCAAGAAAAAGAAGCCCCCUGGUGGGCGGCCUUCGGCGAGCCCAAAGCCAAAGUCGGCUCCGUCCCCGCUUCCACCGUCCUCGCAGACCUCGAAGCGCAACCCCUCGGCGGCCCCAACGUCAAACGGCGCUUCCUUCUUGUCGACGUGCGCCGGACGGAUUAUGAGGGUGGCACCAUUGCCUCGUCUAUUAACCUGCCCGCUCAUACGAUUUACCAGACGAGGGCGAUAAUAUACCAACUUUGCAAGCAGGCUGGCGUGGAACAGAUUAUUUUCUACUGCGGAAGCUGCGGAGGACGGGGACCAAGGGCUGCUGGCUGGGUGCAAGACUACCUCGACGAGGUUGGCGAGAAAGACAUCAAGAGCGUGUAUCUCGAAGGCGGUAUCAAGGGCUGGGUCGCAGCAUAUGGCUCAAGAGGAAUGGAAUUCUUUGAUGAGAAGGCAUGGGCGAAGAAAUAA